Oryza brachyantha (malo sina) is the source of this 3730-nucleotide messenger RNA. RefSeq names its product ATP-dependent DNA helicase MER3 homolog. The transcript has 27 exons. Gene Ontology annotation, molecular function: nucleic acid binding; ATP binding. The record is from RefSeq and is a predicted model, not a curated record. NCBI's taxonomy places the organism in Eukaryota, Viridiplantae, Streptophyta, Magnoliopsida, Poales, Poaceae. Bases 89 to 3706 code for a protein of 1205 amino acids.
CGCGCUUCUCUCCAUCUCUCCUUCUCCCCGCCUCCUUGCUCCCAAAUCCCACCUCCAAAUCCAGUUCCACCGAUCGGGACCGGAAGCGAUGGCGGCGAUGGGACAUCUCGGCGACCCGUACGCGCUGCACUCCGUCGCCGACCUUCCCCCGCCGUUCCGCUCCGCUUUCGGGUUCAGGUAUUUCAAUUCCUUGCAGAGCGAGUGCUUCCCUGCGUGCUUCCUCUCGGAUGUAAACAUGGUUAUCUCUGCGCCUACCGGGAGUGGAAAGACCGUGCUGUUUGAGCUCUGCAUUAUGAGGCUUCUCUCAAGGUUCCUCUCGUCAGAUUGGAGGUUUAAUUUGAUCAAAGGAACCUUGAAAACAAUCUACAUCGCUCCAAUGAAGGCAUUGGUGCAGGAGAAGUUGCGUGACUGGAACAUGAAGUUGGGCUCGUUGGGAAUCAAUUGCUUGGAGAUCACUGGUGACAAUGACUUCUAUAACAUCAAAUCCAUACAUGACGCUGAUUUAAUUCUCACAACUCCUGAGAAGUUUGAUUCUGUGAGUCGUCAUGGAAUAAGAGAUGGUGGACUGGGUUUCUUCAGUGACAUUGCUUUGAUUCUUAUUGAUGAAGUUCAUCUUCUCAACGAUCCCCGUGGAGCGGCCUUAGAAGCAAUUGUCAGUAGAAUAAAAAUGCUUUCUCGACUUGGCACAAUGAAAUCUGCCCCUUUGGCAAAUGUUCGAUUCGUAGCAGUUUCUGCUACUAUCCCUAAUAUUGAGGAUAUAGCGGAGUGGCUGGAAGUACCUUCUGAAGGAAUAAAAAGAUUUGGAGAAGAGAUGAGGCCAGUGAAAUUGACAACCAAGGUUUUUGGCUACGCUCCAGCAAGAAAUGACUUCCUAUUUGAGAGGAGGCUCCAAAGUUUCAUUUAUGAUAUACUGAUGCAACAUUCAAGAGGAAAGUCUGCACUUGUUUUCUGUUCUACUAGAAAAGGCGCACAAGAAGCAGCACAGUGCCUUUCACAAACUGCAAGUUCACUGGGAUAUUCAAAUCCAUUUAUGAAAUCGAUGCAGCAGUAUGAACAUCUAAAGGAGGCAGCCCUAACCUGUAGUGACAAGCAGUUGCAGGCUUGUAUCGUACAUGGAGUUGGUUAUCACAACGGUGGUCUUUGCCUAAAGGAUAGGAGUGUUGUUGAGGGACUAUUCCUGAAGGGUGAUCUUCAAAUACUUUGCACGACGAAUACUUUGGCACAUGGUAUCAAUUUACCUGCACACACAGUGGUGAUAAAGUCAACACAAUUUUUCAACAAAGAGAAGGGCCUCUAUGUAGAAUAUGAGAGAUCCAUGGUUCUUCAGAUGUGUGGGAGGGCUGGGCGCCCACCAUUUGAUGAUACUGGAACAAUUAUAAUCAUGACAAGAAGAGAGACAGUGCAUCUGUAUGAGAACCUUCUAAAUGGAUGUGAAAUGGUGGAGUCUCAGUUACUUCCAUGUGCGGUUGAGCAUCUAAAUGCAGAGAUUGUUCAGUUGACGGUGUCUGAUAUAACUUUGGCUAUUGAGUGGCUCAAGUGUUCGUAUUUGUACAUAAGGAUAAAGAAGAAUCCUCAGCAUUACGGAAUUAAGAAAGAGAUUCCACGUGAACUUCUUGAAAAGCAAAUGAAAGAUAUAUGUGUUGAGAAGAUCCAUGAGCUGGGGGAGUAUGGGCUAAUUUGGACAGAUGAAGAUGGUUUCCUUCUAAAACCAUUAGAACCUGGGAAGCUGAUGACAAAAUUCUAUCUGAAAUUUGAUACGAUGAAGCUUAUUGUCAAAGCUUCUGCCUGUUGCACUUUAGAAGAUCUUUUGCAUAUCAUCUGUCACUCUGCAGAGAUUACUUGGAUCCAACUACGCCGAAAUGAGAAGAAGCUCCUUAAUGACAUAAAUACUGACAAAGAGGGAAGGCUUCGGUUCCAUGUUGUUUGUGCAAACGGAAAAAGGAAGAAGCGUAUUCAAAUGAGAGAAGAAAAAAUAUUUAUACUGGUAAAUGACUGUUUAACUGGGGACCCUCUAGUCCAUGAUUUAUCCCUCAACCAGGAAACAAAUUCAAUAUGCUCAAAUGGAUGCAGAGUUGCCAAAUGCAUGAGAGAAUAUUUCAUAUACAAAAAGAAUUACAAAUCUGCCAUAAAUUCUAUGCUCCUUGCGAAAUGCUUGCACCAAAAACUUUGGGAGAGCAGUUCAUUUUUGCUGAAGCAAUUGCCUGGAAUUGGAAUUGUCACAGCAAAGGCACUGAAGACUGCUGGAAUUGAUUCUUUUGAGAGUUUGGCAACUGCUGAAGCUAGGAAGAUAGAAUCCGUAACAGGACGCAAUUAUCCAUUCGGAUAUAGUAUAAAAAGUUCCCUAUCAUCAUUAAGCCCCAAAAUUGACAUGAACAUAGAGGAUGCUGGAAACAGACAGGGAAAGUCAACAAUUAUAGUAACACUGUCUCGCCUGUCACAGGCAGUUCAAUCCAGUAAACAGAAUUAUGCUGAUAUGGUUGUGGGCUCAGAGGAAGAUAAUAUGAUCCUUUUCCAUGAGAAAAUAAAGACUCAAGAUUUUUCCAGUCCAUACUCUGUGAAACUGUAUGUGUCAUGCCCCCCAAAUGCCAGGGUGACUCUGAAGGUUGACCUCAUUUUUGAAGAAUACGUUGGUCUUGAUAUACACAAGAAGCAUGUGGUCAGCAGGGAAGAUUUGCAAGCAACCAAAGUGUUUGGGAUUAAAAAGGCAGAAUUCUUGCACAAUCUGCCUGCAGAGAGUUGUUUGGUUAGCUCUAGAACAACUCGAACAAACCAAUCUCAGUAUCAUAAUGGACAGAGCCCACUUUCUAAAGAGGUAUAUGUUAUAGAAGAUGAUGCUAUGGCCAAUGCUCCAGAUAAAGCUUAUAAUGAUGUGGACAUUCUGGGAACAAGAGAGUACAACAACUUAGCUUCAAUGGAGGUCCCAAGCUUUACUCUACUGCCUGAAGAAGAUUAUGAAGAUAUUCAAGAUGAAUUGGUUUCUGAACCAAGAGAGGCAGAAUGCAAAAGUGCCACCAACAAUACAAUUUUUGAACACAUUCGCAAGAAAUCCAGAGAUUUCCCCGCUCUGUUGUUGUCGAAAUCCAUGGAUAGCUCUUAUGAACCUUUGAUACUUAAGAAAAUGAAGACAUCAGGCGAUCAGUUUGGACUGGAUAAGAGCAGUCUGCAUGCAGAUGAUGAGGUCAUGCCUAUGGUAUCUGAUCGUACUGAGGCUAGAGUCUCUCCAACCAAUACAGCUGAGAGGUGUCGCAACAUCCUGAGCAGCAGUGCAGAAAAGAGCUCCUUUCGGUUUACAGGAAAACCGGGGAGUCUAUCUCAGCUGAACAGAACUCAAGACAAAAACUCUACUCAACUUGCAGGUAAAAGAGAAAACCCAUCUGAGAAGAGCAAAGCCCUAAGCAGGAUCCAAGAUGAGAGCCCUCUUCAAUUUGCAGGUAAAAGGGAUAGCUCAUCUGUUCCCCUAAACAAGACUCCAGAUGAGAAUUCUCUUCAAUUUUUAGGUAAAAUGGACAGCUCAUCUGAGAAGUGCAAAUCCUGCUUCAGAAGUCCACUCGCAGAUUUCCAGUCCAUGCAAUGUACAAAGCAAGUCGCAGCCUCAGUCCAACCUCUCAGGAUUCAGGAUUAUUGCAAGGAUAUAUUAGCAAGUGCAAAGGGCAGUGGGACUGGUGCAUCUUUUCUUGGCGUCAAGAGUGUCUUCUCAUUUCUCUGACCCAGUGGUGAUCUUGUGCAGCGC